This is a messenger RNA of Calidris pugnax (ruff), 11379 nucleotides long. It is a transcript of the gene STRN, whose product is annotated as striatin. The transcript is spliced from 19 exons. Gene Ontology annotation, molecular function: armadillo repeat domain binding; protein phosphatase 2A binding; protein-containing complex binding. Gene Ontology annotation, cellular component: dendrite. Lineage: Eukaryota; Metazoa; Chordata; Aves; Charadriiformes; Scolopacidae. The coding region runs from base 37 to 2448 and encodes 803 amino acids. The record is from RefSeq and is a predicted model, not a curated record.
GUCGGCGGCGGGGAUCGCGGCAGACCCGGCCCGGCCAUGGACGAGCAAGCGGGUCCUGGCGUUUUCUUCAGCAACAACAACAAUAAUAACGCCUUACUCCUACCGCCGCCGGCGGGCGGGCCGGGGCUGGAGCCGGGCGAGGCGGCGGCAGCAGCGGCGGCCGCAGCGGCAGCAGGAGGAGGAGGAGGCGGCGCGGCGGGGGUGGAUACGCUCGCCGCCGCGCCGUUGUCGGCGUCCCGGGCUCAGUACAGCGUGCCGGGCAUCUUGCAUUUCCUGCAGCACGAGUGGGGCCGCUUCGAGGCGGAGCGCGCCGAGUGGGAGGCGGAGCGGGCGGAGCUGCAGGCCCAGAUCGCUUUUCUUCAAGGGGAAAGGAAAGGACAAGAAAAUCUGAAGAAGGAUCUAGUGCGAAGAAUCAAAAUGCUGGAAUAUGCACUUAAACAGGAAAGGGCUAAAUAUCACAAAUUAAAAUAUGGCACAGAAUUGAAUCAGGGAGAUAUGAAGCCACCAAACUAUGAUUCUGAUGAAGGGAAUGAGACAGAGAUUCAGCCACAACAGAACAGUCAGCUAAUAUGGAAACAAGGACGACAGCUUCUGAGACAAUACCUACAAGAAGUGGGCUACACCGACACGAUAUUGGAUGUGAAGUCAAAGCGAGUACGAGCUUUACUGGGCCUCUCAAGUGAUGCUUCAGAGAAGGAAAACAGAAAUCAAGAGCCGAUGGUAAAUGGCACUGAGGUUCAGAUUAAAGAAAACGCAAUGAUUGGGAAACCUGAAUUGACUGACUCUGCCUCUCUGCUAGAGACCUUCAAAUUUCUUGAAAAUGCAGCUGCAGACUUCAGUGAUGAAGAAGAUGAGGAAGAUAUUGAAGGACGAGAGAAAACAAUCAUUGAUACCGCAACAAUUGUAAGGAAAAGAGUGCUAUCUGACAGCAGUGAAGACAGAGAUACAGAAGAAGCUUUGAAAGAGUUUGACUUUUUGGUUACCUCAGAUGAAGGUGAUGGGGAAUCGAGAAGUUCAGGAGAUGGAACAGAUUGGGAAAAGGAAGACCAGUGUCUCAUGCCUGAAGCUUGGAAUGUCGACCAGGGAGUAAUAACCAAACUCAAGGAACAAUACAAAAAGGAGCGCAAGGGGAAAAAGGGGGUGAAGAGGCCCAACAGGUCAAAGCUGCAAGAUAUGCUUGCAAACUUGAGAGAUGUUGAUGAUCUCCCUUCAUUACAGCCAUCUGUUGCACCUUCUUCUAGGCCCAGUAGCUCAAGGCUCAUUGAACACGAAAUAAACCGGACAGAUGAAGUGGAAGCUUUAACAUUCCCUCCUUCUUCAGGGAAAUCUUUUAUUAUGGGAACAGAUGAAGCCCUUGAAAACGAGCUGGGUCUUGGAGAACUGGCAGGCCUUACAGUAGCCAAUGAGGCAGAUUCGCUGACCUACGAUAUAGCAAACAAUAAGGAUGCAUUGAGAAAGACUUGGAACCCCAAAUUCACAUUAAGAAGUCACUUUGAUGGAAUAAGAGGUCUUGCUUUUCAUCCGGUUGAACCAGUCUUAAUAACAGCUUCAGAGGACCAUACAUUAAAAAUGUGGAAUUUACAAAAAACAGCCCCAGCAAAAAAGAGUGCUUCUCUUGAUGUAGAGCCAAUAUAUACCUUCAGAGCACAUAAUGGACCAGUGCUCUGCGUGGUGAUGAGCAGUAAUGGUGAACAGUGUUACAGUGGGGGAAUGGAUGGGCUCAUCCAUGGCUGGAGUACAACCAACCCGAACAUUGACCCCUAUGACUCUUAUGAUCCUUCUGUUCUAAGAGGUGCUUUUGUAGGCCAUACAGAUGCAGUGUGGGGUCUGGUUUACAGUGGAGCGCACCAGCGUUUGCUGUCCUGUUCAGCAGACGGUACUAUACGUCUAUGGAAAGCUACAGAAAUUGCUCCAGCUCUCAAUAUAUUUAAUGAUAAUCAAGAAAUGGGAAUCCCUUCAUCAGUAGAUCUCGUGAGCAGUGAUCCAAGCCUCAUGGUAGCAUCAUUUAACAGUGGACACACUAGCAUUUUUAACAUGGAGACACGGCAACAAAUUCUUACCCUGGAGUCCAAUGUGGAUACUACCGUCAGUUCCUCCUGUCAGAUAAACAGAGUCAUCAGCCAUCCAACUCUUCCAAUUAGUAUCACUGCUCAUGAAGACAGACACAUCAAAUUCUACGACAACAAUACAGGAAAACUGAUCCACUCCAUGGUAGCUCACUUAGAUGCAGUUACAAGUUUAGCUGUUGAUCCUAAUGGAUUGUAUUUGAUGUCUGGCAGUCAUGACUGUUCGAUUCGCUUGUGGAAUCUUGAAAGCAAGACCUGUAUCCAAGAAUUUACUGCUCAUCGCAAAAAAUUUGACGAGUCCAUUCAUGAUGUGGCAUUCCACCCCUCCAAAUGUUAUAUUGCCAGUGCAGGAGCAGAUGCCCUGGCUAAAGUGUUUGUAUGACAGAGUGCUUCCCUUUCAACUCUAGCUUUGUAUAUAUUUAACCAGCUGCACAAAAGAGAAGAGAAGGGCGUGAGUCUUCUUAUCCUGCCCUGUAAUUCAGAGAAUGUUUGUAAGUGUUUAGUUUUGCAGGGUGCUGUUUUCUAAAUUGACGUUUGUUCUGGUUUCUGUGAGCUCAGCUGGUGCUGAGAGCUUGGAAACUCUCAGUUUCAAAUAGUUAAAAAACAAAAGAAAUGCUUUUAUUUCAGAGGGUGUGAAUUUUCGUCCAGGCAGGCCUUGGGUGAAACUAGGUCUAUGUAUUCUUUGUUAAUAAAAUGGAGUACUGGAAAGAAGGGGUCUAAUUGCAUCAGGGAGUAGGAAAAGAGGGAAGCUUCCUGGGAUACUUCUCACUGAGGAAUCUUAAUGUACUUAAAAUUGAAUCACCUGGAAAAAGUGUCAGUUCACAUGCUCAUUGGUGUGUCAUGUGAGAGGCACUUUGUCAUCCCUUUGGUAUAAAUAAAGGAAUCUUGUUCAGAAAGCAGUAGUGGAUAGUUAGUCUCAGCCACCUGGCUGCUAGCCUAAGAUAAAUGCAGUUAAAGGAAAGCAAAUUACUAACAUAAAUAAAAAUGCAGUAACGUUUUUGUUACAUCUUCUGUGUUAUACCUUAAAUAUUUAGUUUGCAAAAAAAUUUAUAAAUUUUUUUUAAAGACUGUAUUGGCAUGUGGCUAGAAGCUGAGCCUUUAGUCUAGUCCCAAUUAACAACAGACUGAAGCAGUCUGUAUAUACUGUAGUAGCAGACUUAACUUAUUCAGAUUUAUAAUGCUGUUUAUUCUUGGAGAUCUGGCACAAGAAAUUAUUACAAAGCUUUCUAAAGAAGCUGUUCUGCAAUUUAACUAUCAAACAUUCAUCUCUGCUUUCUGUUCCUGCUAAAAAGGGUAUCAUUCUGGGCAUUAAGGAUAACAGUGAAAUACUUCUUUUGAAGAUUAAAUGUAUACCUGAUGCUUUGUAUGAGUCCUACUACUGCAAUAGGUGGGAACUGUACAAAGUUCCAUCAACUUGAGAGAUUCUGCUAUUUCUAGAGGAAUUUCCCAGCUUCAUCAUUUGUGGAACUAUUAACUUGUCCACUUCACUGGGUGUAUUGUCCCAUUGAUUAGGUUACCCAAAGAAUGAGAACUUCCUGUAGUUACUCAACAGAUGUGCUUUGUUUAUCUAUUCAGAGCGUCUCUGUUGAUUUGAAUGACAAAUAACUUUUAAUCUGAUCUUUUAGUCUUCGUAGCCUUUCUUGAAGGAAGGUGAGUGGAUUCUUUUAUAUUACAUGUCAUCAUCAUCAGAGGUAUUACUGCUCACAAGCCUGAAGUUGGUGUUUUCCUCUAAUGGGAAUGGAAGGCAGAAUUUCUGCUGGAGAUGAUUUCUGGUACUGAUGUGAAUAGGAAGGAACCUCAUGCAAUUCUCCCACAUACCAGCCUGAGGUUAAGACUGGAAACUGAUAAAUAAAUCUUUACCUUUAAACUGACACUUUUAAAAAAGGAAUCAUUGAAAGAUAUCAACAUAGGAUUUGACUGUGUUGUUUUUAGAGUGGCACUGGGGAAUGGGACCACACUUAAAGCUGAUCUCAGAGUUGAAAUUAACUAUAUUAUUUAGAAUAAAAGGUUGACUUGUGCUGUUUGAGCCUGUGACACGUUGUAUUUACUGGUAAAAUAUCCUGGAAUACCUUUUAUUGCUCAGAAUAUUCAGAUAUGUCACUUCAUGAUAUUGAUAUGCAAUAUAUUUCCAUAGAUAAGAUUAGAACUUCUACCAUGAAACAGAUGACUACAAUAGUAAUUCAGAUUAUUUAGUUUUUAUAAAGUGUUUUGGUUAUGAUGGAAAGGGGGAAACUUGGCUGCAAAACUGAGCAUUCAACUUUGUGAGAGUUCUGUGUACUUGACUUGUGUUCUUUCGGUGUCGUUAUUUUAUUUCUUUUUGAAGAGGAAAUUACAAAGAUUUAUUUGAAAAAUUCUAAAAGUUAUGUAUAUUAUAUAUGUGUAUAUAUAUUGUAAACAUGUAUUAAAUGUGUCUAGUAAGGGAAGACUCCAUGGGUGCAUUUUAAUGUUUUAGUAUUAAGAGUUCUCUUGAGUUUGUGUAUACAAAGGAUAAUGGUGUGAGUAUGAAAUGAAUGUUGUGCUUUUGCUUACACAAUACAAUAUGUAGUUACAGUUGUUUAAAUUGCUGUACAUAAAACUAAUAGGCUGGCAUGCUUGUUUUUAAAGACUGUCAUUCUGAUUACAAUUGGAAUGUAAGAAGUAGCUGUUCAAAUGUGAAUUGAGAGAUGCUUCCUUCUCACUAUUGAGCUCUUGCUCAAACUGAAAAGUGAUUUUUCUAAAAGCUGGCAAUAGCUAGAGGAUGAGGUGCCUUUAAAAAAACAAAACAAAACAAAUGUAGCCUUACAAAGAGGUUGUGGAGUUACAUAUAUUUUUGUGCUGGUCUUCAUACUAGAUGUCAAUGUCUUUUUACUGUACUUGCUCACAUCCUUGUAGGACUGCAGGGUAUUGUGCAUGAGCCUGUCAGAUCUUCUGAACAUCAUCGUAGGAGUUAGGGAUGAAAAAAUUAUUUAGGUUAUCUAGUCCAUCUGCUUGCUAAAGCAGGGUUGUAGACUUGUGCAUUUUAAGAUUGUCUUGGCCAGUGAGGUCUUAUAUAUGUUCUAAACAAUUAGGAUUCCAUUUGAAGAUUAUUUCAAUGAUUACGUCUCACUGACAGGAGGAUUUGCAUGAUGUUUAGUAGUUCUUUUUUGUAACUUCAUGCCAGUAUUCCAAGCCACAUUUGUGCCAUUUUACAUAUUCCUCAUCAUCUUUGUGAUUUGGUUCCUGCAUGCACGAAUUGGUUCUAGCUGUGUAUUUCCAUUUCUUUCCAUUUUUUUCAAGCUAUUUUUUUAGACUACUCUUUUUAAACAACUUUUUCUUGGUUUUGUCUUUUUAGCUCAGUUCUCCAUAUCUUGGUGCCCACAAAACCAUUCCACAUGCAUGAUUUGUUGGACUUGGUCUGAAAGUCAUCUAGUAAAUGUGGGUUUUGUUUGUGACUUUCCUCUGUAACAUGAUGCUUUUGUGUAGGAAGACCAAACUUUUGGUCUUCUGGCUAGUGUCUUACAAACCUAAACCAUCUAUCUUUAUUUCUGGCAACUGUUUUAAAUAACUCUGAACAUUUUUGCUUCUCAAGUUUCUUCUUCAUGUUAGGUUGUUAUGAUUCUUUUGCAGCUAGAUACUUAAUUCCUGUUUGAUCAUUAUCCUGGGUUUUACAAGCUUUGAACUUCUCAUUUUUAGGGCACUAAAUCAUUUUUACUUUUUCCCUUUUAUGUGCAGUUUUUUGUGGUUCAAUAUAAUUGGUAUCUUUCUUGAAUGUGAUACGUGUGUCUAUUGAAGUUGUAAAAAAAACCACCCAAAACCCUGGACCUAAGGCUUAUUCUUGUAAAAAAGACUUUUUGUGCAACAUCAGUGUAUGGCAUUGUACCAUUAUGUUUUUCCCAUGUCUAAUUUACAUGGUACAUUUUUUAAUGGUUAACUCAUAUAAUUUUUGGUGUAUGUUAGCCUGUGCUACUGAUUUUGGUUUUACUAACUACUUUAAUGGGAGAAUUUUCAGUCCUUCUGUACGGUGAAAAUUGGUCCACUAGGUUUAAAUACUCUCAUUUUUAUUUCUAAUUUACUUCACUGUGCUGUUUGCUUUCACAUACUUGAUUCAGUUACCAAAAUGAUUUGUAAUAGCCUGGAAGAAGCUCUAGAUAUAAUUAUAUUGUGGAAAACAUUGUCUUCACUCUUACAAAAUGCUAGUCUCUGCAUUUAUUUUUGUGCCUCAAAGACAAAAUUUUUGACAUACAAAGUCAAAGAUUUUAUUACUUCUAAGAAAAUAAUCCAAUGAAUAUUUUGGGAUCUCAUUCAUCUUUAUUUUGAUAAAAAUAUGUUCUUUAGCAAGAAGCCUGUAGAACUAUAUGCCAUGUACUGUAGGUUAUUUUUUAGACCAUAUGUUUUGAAAUAAUGUUAGGUUAAAACAGUCCCAUAUGUAAUGUAUUUGAGUGUGUGAUGUUCACCGUACAGCUUUGUGAUUAGGUCAUGCCAACACCGUUUUGCAGUUAUGAAUUCAAACUAACCAGGAACUUGUCCUUUUGAAUAAAUGUGUAAGAGAGAAAAGGACUUAGCUACACCACCUUUUUUAGUACACCUGUUCGAUCACAGAUGUGUCCCCUUUCCCCACCUCCUUCUUAACUUUUUACCAAUGUAAUUUUGGGGAGCAGCAAUUUCCAUAAACUGAUGUGUCAUUUGAGCAGUGUUUGAUUGGCGGAAGUAUUAGUCCAUCCCAAAGGAAACAAAAAAUCGAAAAGCAGGCGUAACCAGUAAGCAAGUUUUGGAUUUUCUUAAAAUGCCUUUCAAGAUGUUUAUUUGAAAGCAUUUGCAGGCUGUGGUUUGGCAGUGUCUUUGCAGACUGUCCUAGGGAGCCUACUUGACACUUGAGUUAAAUAUCUAGUAAAACUUGUAAAAACUAGUAACAAGGGCUGAGUUAAGGAAGAAAAUUGCAGCCAUUGUAGUUGUCCCUGUGCCUGUACAAGAGACUACAUCAGUGUUCUCCUUGGAGUCCUCUUUGCUGAAGCAUCAGGUUUGCAAUCUGAAACAAUAUCUGCAGCGUAGGAGUAUGUGCAAAUGAGAUUAUUUGUAUUUUCACUUUAGAGAUCUGUAGGCAGCGGUCAUUUGUUUGUGUCUUUCCUCUGUGACACGAUGCUUUUGUGUAGGAAGACCACAAGUUUGGUCUUGUGUGCUGAACAGCAAGGGAAGCAGGGAGACCAUUUGCUGAACUCUGUAGGGGAUAAAUAGGUUAAAUGGCCAGAACCAAUGUACCCUCCAUGUGCCUGGUGUCAUCGUGGAAGAAUCUGCCUGGGAAGAAGUGCAGAGUUUUUCCCGAUAGUAUCGCAGAGGAAAACAUUAAAAGGUUAGAUUUAAAAGUUUAGUGAGGCUCUCCCAUUCUUCAGAUUUAUUAAUUCAUCCACUGUUGCAUGUUGUAUGAAAGAUAAAUCUAGUAAAUACCCAGAUUCCAAGUGAAGCACUGUUGUGUCAAAAGUGGAGAUUGUUCAAAUUUCAGAAUUAUGGCACUUUAGAUGAGGAGAUGACAAGAGAUUUGUAAUUAUUACUUAAAUUCUAAGAACAGAAUUUACUCUUCUGCUAAUAUAGUUGUCAUGUUGGGGACCCAAUUAUGCGAAGGUGAGUUCCUCAGACACUGUAGUGGGACUACUCUUUUGCUUCUGCAUGAAGAUUUAUUUAAAAACAAAAUUGCAGGACUGAGACUCUGUCUAAUGAUGUCUGUUAGUAUUGAACCAAAGCCACGAAAUUUGGGAAGCAGAGUAAAAUGUUAGGCUUGUUUCUCAUUUUUCUUGCCUUUUUUUUUGCUUAAGCCAUUAUCUACAUAUUGGUAUCUAUUACAUACAGUGUCAUCUCUGUGACUGACUUCACCGUAAAAAGCCCAUUCUGUAAGAAGUACUCCUUCAGUACCUUCUCAUACUAAUGAGAUGUGAAUGGGACCAGUGGUUCCAGGCAGUUUGUGACUUAGCGUGUAUGUCUUUCAGUUUUCUAAUGAGUGAGCUGAUAAGAUUCAUAAAAAGUAAUUGUGAAAACAUGAUGCUGCUUAUAAUGCAGCAUUUAAAAACGUUCUGAAAUUUUUGGCUCUUUAGUGGAAAUUGUUUUGCAUUACACUGUUAAAUAAAUCAGAAUAUGAGAGUAAAGCACUUACAUAUGGUAAAUCGGUCUGUAUAAGACGUUGCAAUCUUUGACAUGGUAAUUUGGGGUUUCUUGGGUGUCUGCUGAUGGUGAGUGUCUUAGGAGUGCUCAGUGUAGCCUUUAGUGUGGAGUGAUAGAGAGGAAGCAAAGAUUUCCCUGAAAAAACUACUCAGAUGUUUCAGGAAGCUUCCUUUUUCCAUAAGGACCUGAAGGCAUUGAGAAUAUUUUGUCUAAUGUUUAGUUGAAGAUGGUUAUAAUACGUGAGAGUCUGGACUCUUCCCAUUGGCAGUGUCUUUAAGCUGAGAGACAGACAACAUUACUGAAACGAGUGGCUUGUAAACUGCUAGUCAAAAUCCCUGCAAUUUUUCUACUGAGCAGCAGAGAAACUGACGAAAACCACAGUGUUAAUCCAUCCAGUUAUAUGGGGGGUGUUUUAGAAGAAAUAAUCUCUAUUGCAAAAGAUAGAAUUACGUACAACAGAGGAAAGAAACAAACACCUGGGUGGGGGGGAACGGGGCAACUAGGGUGACCUUUAUGUAAAUAGUCCUUGCUCAGGCACGUGCUCUUGUUCCGCUGGUGGGACAAAUGCCAGGAGGGAGAAUGGUGGGAAGUAAGACCUUUAAAUGCUGUCUCUGCCUGUGCUAAUGAAUAUACCUGUUGUGCAGGUUAUCUGUCCUUUUGAUAUCUGUUAAUUAUUUUCCCACUUAAAUCCUCCUUUAGGCUGUAUUUUCUGAGAAUCUUAGAAUCUCAUCUGCAGUGGAGUCUCAUUGCAGGGUAAAUUCCAUAAAGGACUAUUGAUUUUUUUUCUUAGAGUGUCCUUUGAAGGGUAAUGGGGUUUCAUCUUCAGCCCUACACCACCACCACCAAAAGUGUGAUUUGUACCUCCUUAUUUCCAGUUCAUUUAAUUCUACUGAGUUGUCUCUUGCCCUACCUGCUGACUUAAUUUUCUGCUCUGUAGUUUAUUGUGAAAACUUAUGAAGUGCUGUAUCAUUGAAGAGUUUUUGAGCAUCUGAAUUCCACUACAGAAGGUGCAAAUCCAGUUGAAUAGUACAAUCUGUGGGGAUCAACUGGUCCAUUGUCAGGAGAGGUGUGUUGCUAGAUUCCAAAAUCCAAAUUAUGCUGAGCUAAAAAAGCGUUUAAUAAUAAUAUGCUUUUUAGCCCAACUGGCUUCCUGGUUAAGUCUGGGUUGUGGCAUUGUGUGUUAAACUAGUUUCACCCUACUCGUGCUGCCGUGCCCUGCUGGGAUCCUAGGAGAUCACGCUCACGUUUAAGCCAUGCCUGCGCAUGUGUAUUUUAAGCUGCUCCAAGCCUUGUGUUGACAUGGUCUGCAAGCCCAGUCUACUUUCAUUCCCUCAGUUUGAAUUGCAGGCUCCCAAAAUUACUUCCUUGCUAUUUCAAGAAACCCUUGGUCCUCACACCAGAGUAUUAGACCGGGACGUUGAGAAAAGAUUUAUGCAGCUGGAUUCGUACUAUUCUGAAAGGGAAGGGAUAACUUGUUGCCAAGCCAAAUAGUUUCAUUAUUUUUGGAUUACUUACUAAAAGCAGCCAAAAACAUUGUAUAAGGGAAAACUAUGGACUUCAAGCUAAUAUUUUUCCAUUAAGAAUUUAUUUUUUUAUUCUUCCUGUCAUCAAGAUAUAGUGCUUUCUGAAUGUAGCUUGUUUUCAGAUGUACAGUUCUUAGAAUUGUUUCCUUGCAGUCAGACAUUUACAAACACACAUAGCUUUUUGAAAACCAUCUCAUAUGUGUUAGCACUUUUUCUGGAAAUGCAAACUGAGCAUGUUAGCUACUAAUUUCUUGUACCUUCAUAGCCCAAGCAGACUGAAAAGCAGUCGUUUGCUAUGUUUUCCUUGAAUCAUGCAUCUGAAAAAACUUGUAGAAGAAAAUCCAUGAUGAGAAGACUAUUGUUGCUGUAAGACUUUUCUGUUGACGUUUGUCAGCAUAUCAACUACCUGCAUUGUAUUUUGUCUAAAUAUCUCCAACUGAUUUCUUUUAAAAGAAACUGUCAGGUUAAAAAAGACAGUUUUCUUUGCCUUAUGAACCAUAGUUUGGAUUUGUUGUUAUUUAUAUUAAUAUACCUUUUUUUUUUUUUUUUCCUCUCUACAAGAAUAACUAUUGAACUUAGAAUUACCUGACAGUUCUCUUGUGGAGAAGAUACCACAGGUGAUAACCACUUAAAUGUUAGUAAUUACAGUUGCUCCUCUUCUGUUUUGGGUCAUUUCCAUGACAGAUAGUUGAUAUGAAAAGGCUACUGUGACUGAUAAAUAAACAGCUGAAGGAAGCUAAGACUCCCCUUCAGAACUACGCUGAGGUUAUGAUUUUGCACGCCAGUUUUGAAUGACUACUUUGAAAUAAUGUUGGGCUUCAAGUGUCUUGAGAAGUGGUGGAUCCAAAUGAGAAAUGCCUAUUUGUUGAUAGUCUGCUUCUCAGUUUGUGUAUGGCUCAGUACAAGGCUGUUUUAGAAUUUCGGUGCCACCAAAUGACCUUGUUUAAAUGCUACUGUCAUACAAAAGUGAAUGCUAAUUUAAAUGAGAUUUUCUGUUCUCUAACUUGGGAAGGAAGUAGUUUUCUUGGGAUUAAGGAUCCAUAAAUUUCACAUGUUUGAUGAUUUCAGAAAGGCUUCUUAAUCAUGGGACAUAAGAAAACUGAAAAAGUGAUUUGUCUUCCAAAGAUUUAAUAAGCGUUUAUUAUAAAAAGUAGAAAAUUUUGCUUUAAAUGAAAGUGCUUCUUCAAACACUUAAUAUUAAACUUCUUACUAAAAUUCUGUAUUUUAUAAUCCUGGAUGAAUAUCUAAAAUGGCAAAUACAGAAAAUUCAGAGGGAAAUUAUUUUGAAAUACACUAGUAUAUUUUUGAUCUUCCCAGUUGCAGCCCUGGAUUUUCUCUUUUUCACUGCAAUUCGUAUUUUGUGAAACUUCUUGGACAGGUUAUAUUUAAAGCUACGUUCACUUGCCUGAAUAAGCCAAGUAAAUAUUUUGCCAUUGAAACGAUAUAGAUGUGCUUCUGUGAGUGUGCCGUUUGAAACGAGAGCAGAGGGAGGUGGUGGCGCAGGUGUUUGUAUGGCAGUGGUGAGGUGGGGUGGCCAUGUGCUGUGCUGAGCGAAAUCACAUGGACUUCCAGAAAUAAGCAAUGGUUUUUCAGAGCAGCUUUAUUUAAUGUUACAGCAGCAAGUGUCAUUUGUACCAUAUAAUUAUGUAAAUUGGGUGCUAAUAAAUACUAUUUUUCAACAA